UUUUAAUUAUGUUCUAGUAAACGAUGGUGAAUGCUGUGGCUGUUCUUGGCAGCAAUGAGGGUGUAAGUGGGACUAUCUACUUCACCCAAGAAGCUGAUGGCUCUACAACAGUAACUGGAAAUAUUUCUGGCCUUAAGCCUGGUCUCCAUGGCUUCCAUGUUCAUGCACUUGGGGACACAACAAAUGGUUGCAUGUCAACUGGACCACAUUUCAAUCCUGCUGGCAAAGAGCAUGGUGCUCCUGAGGAUGAGAAUCGGCAUGCUGGUGAUCUUGGAAAUGUCACUGUUGGUGAUGAUGGUAUGUGCUGUGUUUACCUCUAUCCCCUUGGUCAUUCGUUGACAGCUUCCCAAUCGUUGGACUCUAUCAUGUUCUAUAAUAUGCAGGGGAGUAACCCAACUUUGAGGAUGAGCUGCUGAGAUCUUUCUUGCCUG
Messenger RNA from Juglans regia (Persian walnut), 431 nucleotides. Its product is annotated as superoxide dismutase [Cu-Zn]-like. Gene Ontology annotation, biological process: removal of superoxide radicals. Gene Ontology annotation, molecular function: superoxide dismutase activity; copper ion binding. The transcript has 4 exons. The record is from RefSeq and is a predicted model, not a curated record. Lineage: Eukaryota; Viridiplantae; Streptophyta; Magnoliopsida; Fagales; Juglandaceae. Bases 24 to 416 code for a protein of 130 amino acids.